AUGGCACCCUCCGCUAUAGAAGAACAAAUCCCAAUCGAAAAGCCCAUUGUCAAACCAUGGAGCCGACCUGCACCUACUAAUGAGAAGCUCGAUUGGGCGCCCCUAGUUGAGAUCGAUCUUUCUCGCUUCGACGAACCCGGUGGAAAAGAAGAGCUCGCAAAGCAAUUAUACGAUGCCGUGACACGAGUCGGGUUUUGGGUGGUUGUCGGACAUGGACUCGAUGACGAGCGUAUCCUCCGCCAAUUCAGUAUCGGUAAUGCUUUUUUCAAAGAAAGCCUCGAAGAAAAGAGAAGCUUUGAAUGUAAUUUUGCAGAAGGCGAGUAUUUCGGAUACCGUGAAAACUCAAGGUGGAUCGGAGAAACCGGUGUGAAAGAUAAUAUAGAAAUGCUCAAUAUUCCCAAAGCCAUCCCUGAAUGGGACGAUGUUCCUAAACACAGGAUCGUCCGUCAGAACUACGACGAGAUAGCUAGCUUCCAUCGAGAUCUCUUCGACAAAGUCAUCCGCAAGCUAUUUGUGUUGAUGUCAAUUAUCCUGGAAUUACCGGAAGACCACCUAGUCCAAGCGCACGCUUAUGACAGGCGUUCCGAUGACCACUUGCGAUACAUGAUUUAUAACACGCGCACUCAAGAGGAAUGGGACAAGGCACAGGGAUACACCAAGGGCGGUCACACGGAUUUUGGAAGCUUGACUCUGCUUUUCUCACAGCAUGUUGCUGGCUUGCAGAUCCGGACGUCGGAUGGGGAAUGGAAAUAUGUCAAGCCUGUUGAGGGUGGGAUUACGUGUAAUAUUGCGGACACGUUAUCAUUCCUCACCAAUGGCUUCCUCAAAUCGACGAUCCAUCGUGUUGUCACACCUCCCAAGGAUCAAAUUGAUAUCCCCCGUCUUGGGUUGCUCUAUUUCUGUAGACCGGGUGAUGAUACUGUGAUGAGAACUGUGCCCUCGCCUUUACUUGAUCGUCUUGGUCUUCUAACUGAAGAAGAUAAGAAUCAAAGUAAGCCUGCGCCUACGGGGACUGAGUAUGUUCGGGCUCGGGUGAAGGAUGUUCAUCAUAAGACUGUGAUUGACCGUCGGGAGAACACUUCGUUUGAGUUUAAGGGGCUGAAGGUUCCAAAUUAUUAUAAGUGA
Penicillium crustosum is the source of this 1125-nucleotide messenger RNA. RefSeq lists its product as uncharacterized. The coding region runs from base 1 to 1125 and encodes 374 amino acids. The transcript has 3 exons. Gene Ontology annotation, molecular function: dioxygenase activity. The record is from RefSeq and is a predicted model, not a curated record. NCBI's taxonomy places the organism in Eukaryota, Fungi, Ascomycota, Eurotiomycetes, Eurotiales, Aspergillaceae.